AGUUGGAGCGCCGCGCCGGACACGGUUUCUCGCCGCUUGACGUGCUCGUGCUUCUCCGGACCACCACCACCACCACCACCGCCGCCGCCUAGCGUGCUGUGCUCCGUCCGCGGAGUAAAAAUAGAGACGAGGAAACAGACGUCCACGAAUAAACGAGCGGAACGAGCGGUCGCCGCCCGCCAGCCAGCCGCCCGCAACCAGCCGUCGCCGUCCGGCCAGCUGGAAAAUAAAUGAUAACGUGCAGUUGAAACCGUACCGCGUUCGUCCGUGCACGUGGCGGCCGUAGAUUACGUUUGGCCGUGAGAAGAACGCGUGCGCGCGCGCACCUCUAGACAACACCCGGUUACGUCCCGGGCGACAGCGCUUCUCGACGAGAAGGAAAAACAAAUAAUAAUCCGCGCCACCGGACGAUAAGAUGGCCGUGGUCAACAUGAACAACUUGCUGAACGGCAAGGACUCCAGAUGGUUGCAGUUGGAGGUAUGCAGGGAGUACCAGCGGAACAAGUGCUCCAGACCGGACACGGAUUGCAAGUUCGCCCAUCCGGCGGCCAACGUGGAAGUUCAAAACGGUCGCGUCACCGCUUGCUACGACAGCAUAAAGGGUAGGUGUAACCGAGAGAAACCGCCGUGCAAAUAUUUUCAUCCACCGCAACAUCUCAAGGACCAGCUGUUGAUAAAUGGGCGUAACCACUUGGCCCUAAAGAAUGCAUUAAUGCAGCAAAUGACUAUGGCUGCUAGUCAACAGAUAGUGCCGGGGCAAGUUCCUACAGCAGUGGCCACGCCGACAGCAUAUUUGACCGGGAUCCCUGGCGGAAGCACUCAGGUGGGCAACACUUACACGCCAUACUUCAGCGCUGCCGGACCGUUGAUCGGACCGACCACAAUAAUCACGUCCGAUCCGAACAAUCCACUGGCCAUGGCCGUGCAGCAGACAAUGGUUACACAACAGAAAAUGCCUAGGAAUGACCGUCUAGACAUGGAUAUGAAAGCCGUUGGAACAUUUUAUUACGAGAAUUUUGCAUUUCCGGGAAUGAUGCAGUACAAACGAGCUGCAGGCGACAAAUCUGGAAUUCCAGUGUUUCAACAAAACUCGGGAGCUUACCAACAAUUGCUUCAGCCAUUUGUGCCAACAGUAUCUUUUGCUGCACCGCCGGGCAUCCCGAGGUAUUAACACGAUGACUGCAUUUCAAAAAUCAACUUAUGUUACACCGAACGUCCACCGGAUGUAUGGCUGUAACCUUAUUUAUUUACAAAACCACGUUCGAUUCAAGUCAUCAAUUUAAUACACAGUAAAAAAAAAAAAAAAAAUUAAUUAUAGUGUAUUGCAUUACAUAUAACU
Messenger RNA from Sipha flava (yellow sugarcane aphid), 1339 nucleotides. It is a transcript of the gene mbl, whose product is annotated as protein muscleblind. Gene Ontology annotation, molecular function: metal ion binding. The record is from RefSeq and is a predicted model, not a curated record. Lineage: Eukaryota; Metazoa; Arthropoda; Insecta; Hemiptera; Aphididae. The coding region runs from base 416 to 1171 and encodes 251 amino acids. The transcript has 7 exons.